Molecule: messenger RNA, 1623 nt
Organism: Ochotona curzoniae (black-lipped pika)
Lineage: Eukaryota; Metazoa; Chordata; Mammalia; Lagomorpha; Ochotonidae
Product: zinc finger protein OZF-like
Exons: 8
Coding region: 1-1623 (540 amino acids)
Biological process (GO): regulation of transcription by RNA polymerase II
Cellular component (GO): nucleus
Molecular function (GO): RNA polymerase II cis-regulatory region sequence-specific DNA binding; DNA-binding transcription activator activity, RNA polymerase II-specific
Source: RefSeq, a predicted model, not a curated record
AUGUACAAAGUCAUCAUUAACCUAGUACACGUCUCCGUGUUCCCAAGACCGAAGAACAUGAAUGCAUCUCCAGUGUGGGUGUCGUUUGAAGACGUGGCUGUGGACUUCACUCCGGAGGAGUGGAAAGGCCUUGACCGUACCCAGAGAGCUCUGUACAAGGAUGUCAUGCUGGAGAUCUACAACAGCCUCUUGUUUGUGGGAUACUGCAUUAGCAAACCCGAGGUGAUCGUCAAGUUGGAGCAAGGAACGGAGCCGUGGAUGGUGGAGAAACCCCCAAGCCAGAGCCGUGCAGGUCAGUCUGCAUGCGAGGUGGUGUCCUUUGAAGACCUGGCUGUGCACUUCACCCGGGCCGAGUGGCAGGGCCUGGACAGUGCUCAGAGGAAGCUCUACCAGGAUGUGAUUCUGGAGACCUACGGCUGCCUCGAGUCCUUGGGUUGGAGCAAGGAGCUGAGCCAUGGCUGGAAGAAGGAGCCCUCGGUCCUGGUAUCAUUUGAAGACGUGGCUGUGGACUUCAGCUGGGAAGAGUGGCAGCACCUGAGCAGUGCUCAGAGAAUUCUCUACAGGGAUGUGAUGCUGGAAAUCUACAACAACCUGCUGUUCUUGGGGGAGAAGCCUUUUGAAUGUAAAGAGUGUGGAAAAACAUUUGGCCAGAAGUCAUAUCUCAUUAGACACCAGAGAAUUCACACAGGGGAGAGGCCUUACAAAUGUACCACGUGUGGGAAAAGCUUCCCUCAGCGGUCAAAUCUUGCAAUACACCUGAAAAUUCACACGGGGGAGAAGCCGUACAAAUGUAACGAGUGUGGAAAAGCCUUUUGCCGCAAGUCACAUCUCCUAACGCAUGAGAAAAUUCAUACAGGCGAGAGACCUUACGAAUGUGUCAAGUGUGGAAAAACCUUUGGCCGGAAGUCCUCCUUCAUGAUGCAUCAGAGAAUUCACACAGGGGAGAAACCUCAUGAAUGCCCCGAGUGCGGGAAGGCUUUCCUGUGCACGUCUGACCUCAUCAAACACAAAAGGGUUCACACGGGGGAGAGACCGUACCAGUGCGAUGAGUGUGGGAAGGCAUUUAGUCAGAAAUCGAUCCUCAUAACGCACCAGAAGACUCACACUGGGGAGAAGCCCUAUGAAUGUCACGAGUGCGGAAGAGGCUUUCGACGGAAUUCGGAUUUCCUGAUCCAUCAGAGAAUUCACACGGGGGAGGGCAAGCCCUACGAAUGUAACCAAUGUGGGAAAGCUUUUACCUGCAAGUCCUACUGCCGCGCACACAAGAGAAUUCACACAGGGGAGAAGCCUUACGAGUGCCACGAGUGUGGGAAGUUUUUCAGACAGAGAUCGGUUCUCGCUACACAUCUGAAAAUCCAUGCAGGAGAUAAGCCUUACGAAUGCAGCGAAUGUGGAAAAACCUUUGUUGACAAGAACCAUCUCCUAAGACAUCACCGAACGCACGAACGGCAGAAGCAUGAAUGUAAGCAAUGUGGAAAAUCCUUUUCUUACAAGGGACCCUUUAUCAUGCAUCAGAGAAUUCAUGCAGGGAGAAAACCUUACGAAUGUCAAAAGUGUGGAAAAUGUUUUUACUACAAGUCAAACCUGAUGACACACCAGAGAGUUCACAGAAAAGGGAAUUGA